AUGCUUCCUGGAGAGGAGUGCUGUGUCCCAAUGGUCUCGAUGGCUACAGUCGCCGCCACGGCCGCCGACGAAAACGCCUCUGUUGAGAACCGAUUCUGCGAACACCAGCACUGGUUCAAUGACAACGACGCCACUAUCAGCAAUCUGCUCGCCGAGAAGAACCGCCUGCACAAAGCCUAUGUCAACCGCCCUACUGGUCACAACAAAACGACCUACUAUCACAGUCGCCGCAUUUUGCAACAGCGGCUGAGGGAGAUGCAGGACGGCUCCGAAGGCCGAGGAGAUCCAAGGAUACGCGGACCGCAACGAAUGGGAUAA
Messenger RNA from Spirometra erinaceieuropaei, 318 nucleotides. The record is from the annotation of a GenBank genome assembly. Lineage: Eukaryota; Metazoa; Platyhelminthes; Cestoda; Diphyllobothriidea; Diphyllobothriidae.